Messenger RNA from Histoplasma capsulatum G186AR, 1002 nucleotides. Its product is annotated as methyltransferase. The record is from RefSeq and is a predicted model, not a curated record. Lineage: Eukaryota; Fungi; Ascomycota; Eurotiomycetes; Onygenales; Ajellomycetaceae. Bases 1 to 1002 code for a protein of 333 amino acids. The transcript has a single exon. Gene Ontology annotation, molecular function: S-adenosylmethionine-dependent methyltransferase activity.
AUGGCCAACGCAGAGUCCAAUAACACUGAAUUCCAGGCGGAGAGUACAUUCCGGGCCUACACACAGGGACAAGGCCUGUCUUAUGCCCAGAAUCGCCUUGGAUAUGAACCGGAGUUCCUCCAAUUCAUCAUCGACCAUCACACCUCCACUGGCGGGCAGCUUGACACGAUCGUUGACGUCGGCUGUGGUCCCGGAACAGCAGUGCGUGCACUGGCACCAUACUUUGCCCAUGCCAUCGGCCUCGAUCAAUCAGAAGGGAUGAUCAGCACCGCCCGUUCUCUCGGCGGCAGCACAUCAUCACCAUCAUCAUCCGCGGUGCCCGAACCCAUAAAUUUCCAAGUCUCCACCGCCGAAGACCUCGGCUCCCAGCUCUCCCCUCCGCUCAUCGCGGACAACAGCGUCGACCUCCUGACAGCCGCGGCGGCCGCGCAUUGGUUCGACAUGAGCCGCUUCUGGCCGCGGGCUGCGCAGGUGCUGAAGCCUGGCGGCAGCGUCGCGCUCUGGGUCCGCGCGCGCAUCCGCGUCAGCGCCAGCGUGCCCAACAGCGCCGCCAUCCAGACAGUCAUCGAUGCGUUCGAGGAAGAGCAUCUGAUGCCGUACAUGGCGCCGGGGAACCUGAGCGUCAACAAACACUACGCCGACCUGGAGUUACCCUGGAGCCUGUCGACGACGCCUGCGGGGCCCGUUGCGGAGUUCGACGAGGCCAGCCUCCUCCACAAGGUGUGGGAUGGCAGCGAUGCCGAUUACGAUGCCGAUGGCAAGUCUUUGGUGAAGCCUGUGACGGUCGAUAUGGAUACGCUGGAAAAGAUGAUGGGGACUGCGAGCCCAGUGACGCGGUGGCGGACGGCGCAUCCGGAUGCGGUGGGGACCGAGCGGGACAUAGUGAGGGUGUUUCGAAGGGAUAUUGAGCGGCUGUUACACGAGGCUGGUGUGGAGAAGGGGAAAGAGGUUGUGGAUGGAACCCAGACGGGUACUUUGUUGAUUGUGAAGAAGAAACUGUGA